AUGGCGAUGCGUUCAGAGACGUGGGUGGUAGUAGGUGCCUCCAGAGGCAUCGGCUUAGAAUUCAUGAAGCAGCUUCUGGAAGGCGGACAGAAAGUUAUAGCAGGAGUGCGGAAUCCGCCGGCAGCCCAAGAACUUCUGGAGCUGUGUCGGUCGAGUCCAGAUCGCUGUGUGGUUGAGCAGUGCGAUGUCACAAGCGAAGAAAGCAUUAACCACUUUGUCAGCAAGGUUCAAGCAGCUAGUAAAACUGGGAUGAGUCCAAAACACAUUAUACUCAAUGCUGGUGUGCUCAAAUCAUAUGCGGACUUUGCUCUUCACUUGCACACCAACACAAUAGGGCCCGUGAUUUGUGCUCGAAAAUUGAUUGAUCUAGAUCUUGAAAGUCCACCUACCAAGGUUGUGUUUAUUUCGUCCGAUUCUGGGUCUGCUACGCUCUUUCGAAACUAUGAAGAUGGCUUUGCAGCAUACGCGGCGAGCAAAGCAGCCCUCAAUCAGAUGAUCAGACAUAUGGCAGCCGAGCUGGCGCGAUGCAAGGGAAAGCGGAACAAGAUAUGCAUUCUUGCUAUGCAUCCUGGUGAAGUCGAGACUGAUAUGGCCAAUAUCGAACUUGAUUGGGAGGUAGAAGGGAUGAUUCAGGCAGAUGAAAGUGUGAGGGACAUGCUCAAAGUCAUUGGGGAGAAAAACGAGAAUGACAGUGGCACAUUCUGGUGCUGGAAUGGCAAGACCCACCCGUGGUAAUUGUAGUUGAAGAUGUCUUUUGCUCUCUCUAGUCCUCCG
Molecule: messenger RNA, 774 nt
Organism: Penicillium canescens
Lineage: Eukaryota; Fungi; Ascomycota; Eurotiomycetes; Eurotiales; Aspergillaceae
Exons: 5
Coding region: 1-735 (244 amino acids)
Molecular function (GO): oxidoreductase activity, acting on the CH-OH group of donors, NAD or NADP as acceptor
Source: RefSeq, a predicted model, not a curated record